CACGUUGACAAGUUUUACAAAUCGGUGUAGUGUGGUCACGAGUGCGGGUAUUUUCCAACACAUUUAAAAUAUUUUAAUAGUGUUCAUUCAUUCUCUCGACUGUCCCCUGUUGAUACGUUAAGACGUUUGUCUUUACUACUUCUAGCAAGUACAGUUAUUAGUAUACGCCAAUAAGGAUGUCUGUUGUGGGUCUAAAAAGUGUAGAUAGUUGGUAUCUUAACCAACCCCUUGAUGAAUCAGAUCCUGAACUGUAUGGUUUCAUUCAAAAAGAAAAACAAAGACAGAAGAAAGGGCUUGAAAUGAUUGCUUCAGAGAAUUUUACGAGUCUUGCAGUGCUGCAGUCAUUAGGCUCUUGUUUACAUAACAAAUAUUCCGAAGGUUACCCUGGAAGGAGGUAUUAUGGUGGAAAUGAAUUUAUUGACCAGGUGGAGUUACUGUGCCAAAGAAGAGCCCUUAAAGUGUAUGGAUUGGAUCCAGAGAAGUGGGGAGUUAAUGUUCAACCGUAUUCUGGCUCGCCGGCUAACUUUGCAGUUUAUACAGCUCUUGUAGAACCCCAUGGAAGAAUUAUGGGGCUGGAUCUUCCUGAUGGGGGUCAUCUCACUCAUGGGUAUAUGACAGACAAGAAAAAAAUUUCUGCUACAUCGAUCUUUUUUGAAUCUAUGCCUUACAAAGUUGAUCCCAACACAGGACUCAUUGACUACAAUAGAUUACAAGAAAAUGCCAAGCUCUUUAAACCCAAACUUAUCAUUGCAGGUAUAAGUUGUUAUCCUCGUGAUCUUGAUUACAAAAGGUUCAGAGAAAUAGCUGAUGAAAACAAGGCCGUUCUUAUGGCUGAUAUGGCACAUGUAAGUGGCCUUGUUGCAGCCAAGGUUGCUCCUAAUCCAUUCGAAUACUGCGAUGUAGUAACAACCACAACCCAUAAAACAUUGAGAGGACCUAGAGCCGGCAUUAUCUUUUACCGGAAAGGUGAGGUUAUAAAACUUAUAAAUGU
Molecule: messenger RNA, 991 nt
Organism: Limulus polyphemus (Atlantic horseshoe crab)
Lineage: Eukaryota; Metazoa; Arthropoda; Merostomata; Xiphosura; Limulidae
Product: serine hydroxymethyltransferase, cytosolic-like
Exons: 4
Biological process (GO): protein homotetramerization; purine nucleobase biosynthetic process; L-serine catabolic process
Cellular component (GO): cytosol; nucleus; cytoplasm
Molecular function (GO): cobalt ion binding; mRNA regulatory element binding translation repressor activity; mRNA 5'-UTR binding
Source: RefSeq, a predicted model, not a curated record